AUGGAUAUCACCAAGUUUGUGGUCACGUCUAGGGAGAAGGCGCUGCUAUAUGGCGACUAUGCCACGUACCGCACCCAGCUGUCGGGCAAACUGCUAAACUGUCGAAAGAAGCUUAACAUUGCGACCAAGAACCGUGGGAAGUUCCAUCCCAAGACCGCAAUCACACCCGAACAGAUCGCCGAGAAUACCGAAUAUGUCCGUCUCCAGCUGUUGACCGCCGAAAGAGCCUGGGCGCAUGCCAUGGCUAUGAAAGCUGCCCACUCUGCGAAUACCAAGGGUAUGACGGGAAGGACCCGGUCGCACAUCGUUUCGAGAUUAGAAAAGGGUGCUCGAAUCGCCGAGAAACUGGCGCAGGCACUUUCUGACGGUGCCAGCGGCGCUUCUCCGACUGAUAUUCUCGAUGCCCGGGCUUAUGCUGCCCUACUGAGAGGCGCUGCCUUGUUUGAAAAGCAGAACUGGGGGGCCUGUCUCAAGAGCUAUGCUAUUUGCCGCAUUAUCUACACCGCACUAGCAACUUCAUCCAAGGGCGAUAUCUUCAAAGAGUUGCUGUCUGACACAAUCGACCCUUCGAUGCGCUUUGCCGCCUACCAAGCCAAGAUCCCGCGGACUCUCCCGAUCGCUACCAUCGCACACAGAGCAUUCGAACAGAGCGACGCCGAGCUUGUAGACAGCAUCAAGACUUUAAAUCCAGCUAUCUUGGAACAGGGAGACAUCAAGGAGAGGAAGGCUGCCGAGGGUGCUCCGACUACAUUAACUUGGCGGGGCAGGCAAGUAAAAAUCGAGGAUGCGGUCAUAUCAGCUGCUUGGGGUGCCGUGGACACAGUGAAGGAGCAGUUGGCUCAGAAACUUGCUUCAUCAAGUUCACUGCGCCCCAAGGAGAUGGCUGCCGCAUACGACGAUAUCCUAAUAGCCAGUCAGGAUGCAGUCGAUGCUACCAAGCAAGCUAUAGACGAGCUUAAAGCUGAGGGAGUUGCGCCAAGUGAUCCACGAAUGCAGAGCUUGCAAAUUACUCGGACUGCCGUCAACUAUGAAAUGAUCAGCUGGCGGAUAGGACGCAAUAGAGUGCUUGCUGGUGAGCGAGAUGGCGCCAAGCUGGAUCUUGGCGCAGGUUCCAAGCAAAAGAAAGGGCAGACAGAUGCAUCUUCAACAGAGAGACGCAAAUAUGAGACUCCUGGUCGACAGAUUGCCAGAUUGAAGGAGAAAGUCGUGCUCUACGACGGCAUAUUGCAGAAUGUUGAAUCUAUCAAGGAGCUUCCUGGCAUUGCAAACGACGAGGAACUCUCGGCGCGGCUAGAUGCCACCUCCAAAUAUUUCACUGCCCUCAAGUCACUUGCUAUUUCUCGAUCCCAUGCUAUCGCUGGUAACGCUGUCAAUGCUCUCGCGCUUAUUAAACACGGCUACAGUCUGUGCCACGCCGUCCUCCCCGUCCUCAACCAGCAGGCCCCUGAUGAGACCGAUGGUUUCUCCCCGCGCAACAUUGCCAUCACAAAGCAGGACCUUUCAUUCCUUCACGACACCAUGUCUGGUGAGUUGCACCGCGCCCGUGCACUGGUCGAAAUCUUCAGCAAGCUCCCCACCCCGCCGUAUGAGCCCUCAACAACCAGCCAGCAACCCCUGUCCGCUCGGCUAUCCGAGUAUCCCUCCACAGGGGAUGUGGACUUGUCCAACAUCGUCUCCUACCCUCCUCGUCUUGAGACCUUCCCUGUCAAGCCGUUAUUCCUGGAUGUGGCGUGGAAUUAUAUUGAAUAUCCCGAUAAGAGCCGGGCAGGACAGCAGGCAGAGAAGAAGCAGGUUUCCACGGAAGCUGAUCAACAGAAAGCGGCAGCGUCUGAGCCUGAACCUGCUCCAAAGCCGCAAAAACGGGGUUGGUUCAGCUUUGGAAGGUGA
Molecule: messenger RNA, 1887 nt
Organism: Thermochaetoides thermophila DSM 1495
Lineage: Eukaryota; Fungi; Ascomycota; Sordariomycetes; Sordariales; Chaetomiaceae
Product: signal recognition particle subunit srp68-like protein
Exons: 3
Coding region: 1-1887 (628 amino acids)
Biological process (GO): SRP-dependent cotranslational protein targeting to membrane
Cellular component (GO): signal recognition particle, endoplasmic reticulum targeting
Molecular function (GO): 7S RNA binding; signal recognition particle binding; endoplasmic reticulum signal sequence receptor activity
Source: RefSeq, a predicted model, not a curated record